Messenger RNA from Miniopterus natalensis, 2968 nucleotides. The record is from RefSeq and is a predicted model, not a curated record. Lineage: Eukaryota; Metazoa; Chordata; Mammalia; Chiroptera; Miniopteridae.
CGGCCUGCACCGGGCCAGGCAAGAUGGCGGCCAUGGAGCCCGAGUCUGCGCCUCUGACCCUAGAAUCGCUGCCCACCGACCCCCUGCUCCUGAUCUUGUCCUUCUUGGACUACCGGGACCUAAUCAAUUGUUGCUACGUCAGUCGAAGACUUAGCCAGCUAUCAAGUCAUGAUCCUCUGUGGAGAAGACAUUGCAAAAAAUAUUGGCUCAUAUCUGAGGAAGAGAAAGCACAGAAGAAUCAGUGCUGGAAAUCUCUCUUCAUUGAUACUUACUCUGAUGUAGGAAGAUACAUCGACCAUUAUGCUGCUAUUAAAAAGGCCUGGGAUGACCUCAAGAAAUAUUUGGAGCCCAGAUGUCCUCGGAUGGUUUUGUCUCUGAAAGAGGGUGCUCGAGAGGAAGACCUAGAUGCUGUGGAAGCUCAGAUCGGUUGCAAACUUCCUGAUGAUUAUCGAUGUUCAUAUCGUAUCCACAAUGGGCAGAAGUUAGUGGUUCCUGGGUUGUUGGGAAGUAUGGCGCUGUCUAAUCACUAUCGUUCUGAGGAUUUGUUAGACGUCGAUACGGCUGCUGGAGGCUUCCAGCAGAGACAGGGACUGAAAUACUGUCUCCCUUUAACUUUCUGCAUACAUACUGGUUUGAGUCAGUACAUAGCAGUGGAAGCUGCAGAGGGCCGAAACAAAAAUGAAGUUUUCUACCAAUGUCCAGACCAAAUGGCUCGGAAUCCAGCUGCUAUUGACAUGUUUAUCAUAGGUGCUACUUUUACUGACUGGUUUACUUCUUAUGUCAACAGUGUUGUAUCAGGUGGCUUCCCUAUCAUCAGAGACCAAAUUUUCAGAUAUGUUCAUGAUCCAGAGUGUGUAGCAACAACUGGGGAUAUUACAGUUUCAGUUUCCACAUCAUUUUUGCCAGAACUUAGCUCUGUACAUCCACCCCACUAUUUCUUCACAUACCGAAUCAGGAUUGAAAUGUCAAAGGAUGCACUUCCAGAGAAGGCCUGUCAGUUGGACAGUCGAUAUUGGAGAAUAACAAAUGCUAAAGGUGAUGUAGAAGAAGUUCAAGGACCUGGAGUAGUUGGUGAAUUUCCAAUCAUCAGCCCUGGUCGGGUAUAUGAAUACACAAGUUGUACCACAUUCUCGACAACAUCGGGAUAUAUGGAAGGCUAUUAUACCUUCCACUUUCUUUACUUUAAAGACAAGAUCUUUAAUGUCGCCAUUCCCCGAUUCCAUAUGGCAUGUCCGACAUUCAGGGUGUCUAUAGCUCGAUUGGUAGGUUAAAUUUUCCUCUGGUGCUGAUUUACAUAACUUUUUAGAAUUGACUCCACAGAGGGUCUUUGUUGAUUAGCCAGACAAAUAGUUUAAGAAUCGUGUUCCAGAGAACCCUUGAAAUUUUGAGGGAAGUCCCUUGGGGUGGUACGGGACGUGUGCUAUGUUGGGGGAGGUGGGCGAUAAGUUAGGUGGGCUCCAUGCUCUAAUCAGAGUAACUGCUGUUAUCUGUUUUGUUUUUCUUGUUUGUUAGUUUGUUUUUAAUAGCUUUAUUUUUUAGAGCAGUUUUAGAUUCACAGAAAAGUUGAGCAGAAAGUACAGAAAUUUCCCAUAUACCCCUGCCCCCACACAGUAUCUCCCAGCGGAGUGGUCCCAUUGCUACAACCAUGGGGCCUACACGGACACAUCAUCACCCGAAGUCCAUAAGUUACAUUAGGGUUCACUCUUGGUGUUGUAUAUUCUGUGGGUUUGGACAGAUAUAUAAUGAUGACGUGUCUACCAUUAGUAUUAUAUAGAGUACUCACUCACUUUAAAGGUUCAGCCUCUUUUCCACUGUUUCCACAAAUACGUCUGUCGCCUAAUGAGAAACCACACUAGAUCAGUUAGUAUCUGCUUUAUUUUAUUCCAUUAAGACUGGGAAAACAAUUUCUUACAGUGUUUUUGCUAAAACGCCCAGUUUUGUGAAAUAAUACAAAUAUCCUAUAGAAAUUAUUACAAAGAGGAUUUAAUGGGUAGACUUGUACUUUUAGUAGUCUCUCUCUCUGGGAUCAUUUCCUAAUCAGGUAUAUUUUUUAAAUCUCAUUUUUAGGGUUACCUUAUGGCUGGUAUAGCAGUAACCCCUAUCUUAUGAGCUAUAAAAUGAUUAUAGAAAAUUAUGAAGUUCUAGUUAUACAAUAGGAAUAAUAUGUGAAUUGUAUACCCAGAAUAUAAUUGAGUUGUAGACAUCAAAUGUUCACAGAAAACCCUCUGGCUCCUGGGAUGACCCUAAGGGGUGGCUCUAAAGUCUGGGAAGAUGAAUCUGAUACGAAUCUGACCCAGAGUUGACACAUUCACAGCUCCCGAUUUGUAGAGGGAAAGAUGGUGAUGGGACGUUAGGCCACUGUCUGGUGAAGACAGUCUACAGACUGGGUUUGGAAGUGAAGUUUAGCUUUCCUCCCAGUGGAGGAAUGCUUUCUCCUGUUAAUUUCCAGUAUUGGCAAUUUGCUGCUUCCUAUUGGCAGUCUUCCAUUUUUGACUAGCCCAAAUUCUGUAUGAGAUUGGCAUUACCUUAUCCUUAAAUGUUUCAUACGAUUUAUCAGUGAAGUCAUCUGGGGCUGGAAUUUUCUUUUUGGAAAAGUUUUGAAAUAUGAAUUUCUUUAAUACUCAUAUUUUAUGUUUCUUCUUUCACUUUUGCUAACUUGUGUCAUUUAAGGAAUUUGUCCAUUUUGUCUAAAUGUUGAAUUUAUUGCCAUAAAGUUAUUCAUAAUAUUCCUUUGAUAAUCCUUUUAAUGGCUGCAAGAGCUAUAGUCAUAUGUUCUCUUUUGUUCUUCCUAUUGGUAAUUUAUAUCUUCUCUUUAGUUCAUCAGUUUAGCCUAGGGGGUUAUCACUUUUAUUGAUCAUUUAAAGCAGGAAUGGGUAAUGUUCGACCCAUGGGCCAUGCAAAAUCAUUUGGUCUGGCCCUGCCAAAGCAACCAUAGGCGGGACUUGAAAUUCAAUAAAUCUAGGAGCUU